Messenger RNA from Sinocyclocheilus rhinocerous, 697 nucleotides. Its product is annotated as pro-thyrotropin-releasing hormone-like. Gene Ontology annotation, cellular component: extracellular region; secretory granule. The transcript is spliced from 2 exons. Bases 9 to 527 code for a protein of 172 amino acids. NCBI's taxonomy places the organism in Eukaryota, Metazoa, Chordata, Actinopteri, Cypriniformes, Cyprinidae. Gene Ontology annotation, biological process: eating behavior; negative regulation of glutamate secretion; positive regulation of insulin secretion. Gene Ontology annotation, molecular function: thyrotropin-releasing hormone activity. The record is from RefSeq and is a predicted model, not a curated record.
AGCUUGUCAUGAGGGCGGCGUGUGUGAUCAUCUUGGCCUCUCUGGCGGUGUCCAUGUCACCCGGGACCCAGGCUCAGACUCUGCCGGGUGAGGGUGACCCGUCUCCGGAUGAGCUGCUCCAGCUGCUCCGCUCCAUGCUCACACAGAUGGAGGACGAGAACAACGCCAACGGAGAGCAGACGGAGUGGCUGGAGAAGAGACAGCAUCCCGGUAAACGCGAGGAGGAGGACAGCGGCCGGCUGACGAGGCAGCACCCCGGGAAGCGGCUGUCUCUGGAGCAGGUGAUGCUGGAGGAGCCCAGCGCGCAGAGCGAGCUCUCCAAGCGCCAGCACCCCGGCAAACGAUACCUGAUGCUGCUCCACAAACGGAGAGAGCUGCAGGAGGCAGAGGGGGACUUCUCGGACCUGGCCAAGCGCCAGCACCCCGGGAAGAGGCUGGAGCUCCUGGACAGAAGCGGCGCCGAGGAGAAGCGGCAGCAUCCCGGCAAACGCCUCGAGCUGGAGGACGAUCUCACGGAGCGAGAGUGACUGGCAAAAGAGUUCGCUGAAUUGUCCGAGUUGUUAAAACGGAUGGUUAAGUACGUGUUAAUUGCUUUCCACAGCGUCCGACUGAUGGAAAACGCACUCGUCUCCAUGUGUCCUAUACAACGUGUUCCUGGAUCAACAUCCUUAUUGAUCCUGGAACAACAUUCCAAUCA